UGUGGGCUAGCAAUGCGUGUGGUGUGGGCGUGGCGGUGCGCUUGUUUAGUGAUGAUAAAAUGUCGUCUGGAGGGGAGCCGCCCACUUCCCAGUCCUUCACCCCAUUUUGGAUUGCUGGCCCAGGAUCUCCCUCUACCCCUGUGGUAGGCAAUCCUGUGGCCAACCCUGUGCCACCCACGGACCUGGCCUCGCUUGGUGGGGCCGGGGUAGCCAGCUCAGUACCUUCAGCCAUGUCCCAAGACAUCACCACCAUGGCCAAUGCUGUGCCCCAUGAUGACUUCACCAAUGGCCUGGGUGAACCUUCUGCCCCGCCUCCGCCCCCUGAGUCGCAACAACAGCAACAACAGCAACAGCAACAGCAACAACAACAGGCUGCACCUUCAGAAUCUCCUACUAUUGUGAAGACUCAACCUCCAGACCCUCCUUCUCUUGAGGCUACACAGGUGCAGACUGUUCAGGUACAAGCUGUUCAGGUGCAGAGAGCCCAGGUCCAGGCUACUCAGGUACAGGUCACUCAGGUACAGGCUGGACAAGUAGUACAGGGGAGUGGAGGGACCACAGAAGUGAGGGUGGUGGAAGGUACCAAUCCUCCUGCAUGCUCCAGUGGUGCACCAGCACAGUUCUUUCACACUACUGUGGAGCCAGAGGCUACAGAAGUUCAGGAGACACUGGAAAAGAAAAAAAUCAAGGUCCAGCGAAGAAGACUUUCCCCAUCACAUCGUGAGAUGAUCAUAGAUUUGGUGUUCAAUGAAAAGAAGACAUCCAGGGAGGUGGCUCGAUAUAUGGGGCUCCCACAGUCCACAGUUAUGUCAGUGGUACAAGUAUUCAAGAAGGAGCAUCGCAUCCACAAGAAGACAGCCACUGGACGUAAGCGACGUCUUACCACAGCACAAGAGUUUCAGCUAUUUGAGAUGUCACAGGAGAGGGACAACAUCUCUGUAGAUGAGAUCCGCACACGAUUCUUACAGCUCUUCCCAGAGUUUGGUCAUAUCUCUAAAACCACCAUCUACAGGACUCUGGAGAGAGGCAAGAAAGGACUCAUUGGCAUGGAUCCCCCUCCAGAGCGAUAUCUUGAGCCUAUUGAGCGAUUUUGGGGACUUAAGAAGAAAAUAAAACCAAAAAAAGUAGCUGGUGGGUCUGAUCAAGCGGCAAACCACAGUGUACUGGAGCCAAGCGUCAGCAUCAUGGAGGAGACAGGACCCAUAGAGACCAAUUCCCAAGAGAAGGAUAUCAUCAGCCGCCAGCGCAGGUCUCUUUCCAUUGCUGAGCGAGAGAUGAUCAUAAGUCUGUUCUUCAAUGAGAACCGCACAAUACGUGAAGUGGCUGACUUCAUGCACCUUGCCAAGUCCACUGUGUCUUCAGUGGUGCAGGUGUUCAAAAAGGAACACCGCAUCCAGCGAAAGACUUCCACUGGCCGCAAGAAGAAGCUGUCUGAUGAGCAUGAACAAAUGAUCAUGGACAUCCUCUCUCAAAAGGAAGACAUCACCAUAGAAGAGACAAGAAAUAGAUUUCUCUCCCUCAACCCAGAGGUUCCUAACAUAAGCAAGAGCACCAUAUACAGGAUCAUGGAGAACUGCCAGUCUAAGUUGCGAGCUAGGUCAGACAUGGAGGUGUUUGUUGGGGCGUUUGUACAUUCAACUGAUGACUCCCCUAUGGUGGUGCUGCCAGGCAUGGUGAUGGGCGUCCUCAACACCAAGAUUGAAUUCAUGGAGAGCCUGGAAGAGCUGGACCACUUGAAGGCUGAGUAUGGCUUCACUGACUCAAACAUCCACUACAUGACCCCUGGACAAUUCAUGAUGCCAGGAAUGAUUGAUACCCAUAUACAUGCAUCACAGUUCCCCAACAAUGGGGUUGCCAUGGACCUCCCAUUGCUGGAAUGGCUUCAGACAUACACCUUCCCUACCGAGGCCAACUUCUCAGACACCUUGUUUGCACGUGAGGUCUACAGCAAAGUGGUGGAGAGAUUGCUAAGGAAUGGCACCACCACUGCUGCUUACUUUGGUACAAUCCACCUUGAAGGAUCCAAGAUUCUAGCAGAUGUGGUGCAUGACAAAGGACAGCGUGCUCUGAUAGGAAAGGUCAACAUGAUGAGAAACUGUCCUGAAUACUAUCGUGAGAUGAGUGUUCAGGACUCCAUCAGGGACACCGAGGAGUUCAUUAGAUAUGUACGAGGCAUACAGUCUCCUCUUGUUCAGCCCAUUGUGACGCCUCGCUUUGCCCCAACGUGUCCUGAGGACCAGCUGGCAUCACUAGGGCAGUUGGCUAGUAAAUAUGGCUGCCACAUCCAGAGCCACCUGGGAGAGACCCAGCCUGAAUGCAACUGGGUGAAGGAACUCUUCCCUUGGGCUAAGUCAUACACUGAUGUUUAUGACAGCAUGAGGCUUCUUAGUGAGAAAUCAGUGAUGGCUCAUUGCAUAUGGCUGGGAGAUGAGGAGAUCUACACUUUAAGAGAGCGAGGUGUUGGCAUCUCCCACUGUCCUAACUCCAACAUUGCCAUUCGCUCUGGCCUCUGUGAUGUACGACGGCUUCUUAACCACGGCCUUAAAGUUGGUCUUGGCACAGAUUGCUCUGGGGGCUACAGCUCCUCUAUCCUGGAUGCCAUAAGACAGUCCCUGCAGGUGUCUAAUGUACUGGCUCUUGACCGUGACCAGGACUACCAGCGGAUCUCCUACAAGGAAGCCUUUCGUAUGGCUACUCUCGGGGGUGCCAAAGUACUCAACAUGGAAGAUCGCAUUGGUAAUUUUGAAAUAGACAAGGAGUUUGAUGCUCUGCUGAUAGAUGUGACAGCUCCUGGCUCAGCUGUGGAUGUUUUCAGUAAGGACGCCAUAGAUGACAAGAUCCAAAAGUUCCUAUACACUGGUGAUGACCGCAACAUUGCCCGAGUGUACGUGGCUGGCCACCGCAUCCUGGACCUGCACAACAGGAACCUGCACUAGUGACCAUUGUCCAGCCAGUGUGUGGUGUGGUACACAAGGUGGUGGAAAAGCUCAGAGGUGCCAUAUAUAUUAAGUAGCAUUGUGGUGUGGCAGCUGUAGGAAGGAUGAAGCAGGGGCACUGUAGCAGCUGCCUAAAUAAACACAAGCUAUGCUAUACAGUAUUUUUGCAUUUUAGAUAUGUAUAAAAGAAUAACUUUUAUAGUACACCAGUCAUUUGCCUUUCCUUUUCUGUGUGUGUGUGUGUGUGUGUGUGUGUGUGUGUGUGUGUGUGUGUGUGUGUGUGUGUGCGUGCGUGCGUGUGUGCGUGCGUGCGUGCGUGCUUGUGUGCACGUGCAUGCGCGUGUUUAAAAAUAUUUAAUACAUAUCCUAUCAUAAGGCCAGUCCAGAUAUGUGUCUGUUUGAGCAUUCUCAUGGAAUUACGGAAGUAUUUUUGUGAACAUGACAUUGUGUCCAGAAAUAAACCAGAUACAGUUACCACUACAGUGGGUGAAUGAAACUCAUGGUAGAGAAACUGGUGGCUAUGAGAAGUAACAAGAGGUUAAAGACUAUUAUUUAAGGAAUGUUGCAGUAUUUAAGUGCAGAAUUCUUUUAACUAAAAUGUCACAAGAGCAGAUAUUGAAUUGGCUGGCAUCACCAUUGCUCCUGGCCAGUCAUCUUGUGGUACUGGCAGACAAACAUGUGCAUAUACACAAGCCAUUCAGCAGCAUAGCCAGGGCUAGCAACUUGACCUCGCAUAAUUAAGUGUUGUCAUUCCUGUGAACUCCAAAGGUCUAGGACCAUAACACUCCCACUGUUUCAGUGGCCAAUAGUUCUCUUCCUCCUGAAUCAAAUUCAUACCAUGUGUAUAAUAAAAGCAACCAGUUCUGCAUUUGUUGGUAUACAAAGUAACUUUAGAUUCAAUGAGAUUUUCUUUUAUAUACAUUUCAUUUUCCAAAAUGAAGAAUUUAUAUAUUUUUGCUAUGUUGCGCAAUGUAACAGAUAGCCACAAUUUAUUGUUACUAAUCACAUAAAAUAUGCAAAUCUUGAGUGACCUGAGGUGCUUCAGUCAGAGAAGCGCAUGGCCUGCUUCCUCCAGCUCCUGCAGCAGCACAGCAGUGAGCAGUAUGGCUUCCAUUGUUAUGCAGAAUUACUUUUGUACAAUUGCUGUGAGACAUGCUUCCUUGAGUGUUAGUCCAGGUGAUGGCCUUGAAAUGGGAGGUUUCUUCCUGACAAACAGUAAUAGGUAAAAGUCUGUGCUAGCCUUCAGUAUUAGCAAGAAUUAUCUGUUAAUAAUUACUGUGUAUUUUCAAAAUUUAUUUUUUUACAAUGUUUUGUUUUAUCUGAUGAUGCUGAUGUUGGUCAGCUUACUGGUUGUGAUGAGUUUAAGGCAACUGGUGGACUGACAGUAUUUCUGUUUUAAGAUAAGUGAGUUGGUCCAUUUGCCAGUAACACAAAACCGUCUUGCUAGCUUAAUUGAUGUUAUGCAUUUGUGUUACACAGAAGCAAACCAAGCUAUCCCAGUCACCACUUGUAAAUAUAUAUUUUUUACAAUACAUAUAAUAGAAAUACUCUUAAAACAUUCCUGCUUGUACAGUAAUUUAAGAGAGGAUAUUGGUGGAUGAGAUGAUUGGUGUGGCAUGGGGACAUGUUAGGCAGCUGAUGCACUCACUGAAGUCUGCCCAUUGAUUAGAAACAAAUCAACAGUAAUAAAGGACUUGUAGGUUGUGUUCAGUAAUCCAUAAAAUGCAUCCAUAAGAAACUAAGUUCUUUCCACACCUGCAUACAAUAAUGUACAAAACUUGCACAUUAUUGUAUGAUGCUUGGAGCACAAAAGUGUCAUAUGUUCCAUAAGAAAAAGUAAACAAUUGACCUUG
Molecule: messenger RNA, 4789 nt
Organism: Scylla paramamosain (green mud crab)
Lineage: Eukaryota; Metazoa; Arthropoda; Malacostraca; Decapoda; Portunidae
Exons: 16
Coding region: 60-2936 (958 amino acids)
Biological process (GO): guanine catabolic process
Cellular component (GO): cytosol
Molecular function (GO): guanine deaminase activity; zinc ion binding
Source: RefSeq, a predicted model, not a curated record